AGACGCUCGAGGAAGAGAAAGACUUGGAGUGCGUCGCCGGUCUCACGGAGGCCAUCGCCCUCAUGCUCGAAGCGUGCAAGGAGGCCAGCGACAACGGCUACAGCGUCGGCAUUCCGAUCACAGACCUUCCUCACGUCGUCUCCAAGCUCUUGACGGCGGCGCAUGCCAGUGUGAAGCGUCGCAUGGCGCGCGACUAUGGCGGCGCCGACGCCGACGACGCUGACGAAGACGACGAGAACGAAGAGGACGUCGAGGAUUCGAUUCUGCAAAACCUGAUUGAUGCCAUGGGCUGGUGCAUCAAGACGCACAAGUCGGGUGUCCUCCCGCUCUUCUCGCAGCAGUGGCUCCCGUCCAUCGCGCCGUAUCUGGAUCCGUCCUUUCCCGGUGCCGUCCGCGCCCACUUUAUCUGCACCAUCGACGAUGUGCUCGAGCACAGCGGCCCCGAGUUGCUUCCGCAGCUCUUGCCGCACCUCUGGAGCGGCUUGGAAGACAGCAACCCGAACGUGAUUCGGGCCUCGGCCUACGGCGCCGGCGUCUGCGCGCAGUUUGGUGGCCCCAGCUUUGAGCCGCACUGUGUCGCGACCCUCCAGCGCGUCUGGAGCUGCAUCCAGUCGCUCGAGCACGACCAGGUCGAGACAGAACAGGCAGCUGCCCGCGACAACUGCGUUUCGGCGGUCGGCAAAUUUUGCCUCUUCCGGUCGAGCCUCGUCGACGCGCCGACGCUGUUGCGCCUCUGGCUGCACUGCCUCCCGCUGCAGUCGGACGUGCUCGAAGCCCAGGUUGUGCACGCCGACCUCCUCACGAUGGUCGAGGCGCGCAACAUGGAUUUGCUCGGCGACAACUACAGCCAGCUCGGCGUUGUGCUCCAAAAGUUUGCCGCCAUCCUUGCGCUCAACAUGGACGAAGACGCCGAACCCGUCCUCGAUGACGAAGGAGAAGAGCGUCUCGCGCUGCUCUUGCAGUCGCUGCAGACGUCGGUGCCGGGACCGGCCGUGCAAGCGGCGUGGGCGAGCCUCUCGGCGGACGAGCAGCAAGUGUUUGCUAUGCUCUCGUAAAAAUUAGUCUGGUUGUGCGUAAGUGCCAAUGAUGCUACAAACGCCUGUCUUGUCU
This is a messenger RNA of Saprolegnia parasitica CBS 223.65, 1110 nucleotides long. RefSeq lists its product as hypothetical. The transcript has 6 exons. The record is from RefSeq and is a predicted model, not a curated record. Bases 63 to 1055 code for a protein of 330 amino acids. Lineage: Eukaryota; Oomycota; Saprolegniomycetes; Saprolegniales; Saprolegniaceae. Gene Ontology annotation, cellular component: nucleus; cytoplasm. Gene Ontology annotation, biological process: protein import into nucleus. Gene Ontology annotation, molecular function: nuclear import signal receptor activity.